UCUGCAUUCGCUUGAUUUAUCAGACGAGUAAGGUGCUGCUUCAUCGACCGGUUAAAACGAUUGAUAAGUUAGCAGUUGAAUGACUCUAAUUCGAACUUCUUCGUCUGUCUAUUUCAAUAAUAUUCAGGGUACAACAUUUAGGAAGAUUUUCAUGGUCUAUAAUCGUCUAAUACCGAGAGUGGAAAUCUAUGUUGGACAUCGAUAUCCGCUAAGAUAAUUCAUAUCAAGCUGGUGUGGUUGUGAUUACCACCAGUGAAAACUGAGUUAGAGACUAUUUAAUAGUUCACAGAUCUUCUCCACAUUGACUUGAUCCACCUGUUAGAAGAGUCUACUUCAGAAACCGACCACUCGUUUUUGUUUGGUAGGUUCUUCUCGUCCUCGUGGGGGCGUUGACGAAAUUAUUGAGAUCGUCACCUUAAAUCGUCCCGGAUUCCAAGUCCAUCAAGAAAGUCGACACCAUGUUGAGCGCUCUCUUUGGUGGCGGCUCAAAGAGCAAGGCAUCCGCACCAUCAUCACCAAAGGCAAAGGCGAACGGCGUCGCAAAUGGUGUAGAGUCACUGAAGGUCACAAAGUUAAGGCACUACCUAGGACGAUAAGUGAUGUUUGGCUUUGCAGCUUAGAUAGCUUUCAAAAUUGAUACAGUGUACGUAGAAAAAAGUAUCAACUUCAACUCCGUCAUGUACAUCUUUUUAUGCCCAAGUUGGAGCUUAUGAUUGAAGAAGUUUGUGUAUCUAAAUUUGGUAGAAAAUCUCGACAUUUCAAGCGUACUACCUCUGCUCCUGAGGUUCCGCCUUGUUGAUUGAAUGAGCUCUAAGUCAAGAAGCCGACCCAGUUGUAGAAGAGGCGAAGAAAACUCCGAAGAAUACUGAAGCUCCCGCCAAAAAGGAUCGACGACCCCUCGACACAAGCGUAUUACUGACUACUAUUUUUUUACGUGGUGAUGCAUUAUGUUCUUGGACAGUCCACCUAUCCAGAGGAAGUAAGUAGCACAUUUCAAAUAGAAUCCCGAUCCAUUGUGGUACAACUCUCCGACUUCUCCGCGUCCUCCGCCUUCUACUACUUGAAAUUAUAACUACAGUCUUCUCUUUGUUCUUUGUCACUUCUCCCAGGGCCCGCGCAAAGUCGAAGAAUGGGAGAAACCGUAUCUCGAAAAGUUAAUCGGAACUCUGCUGCCUCCACGCGUCCCAUCCCUCGCAAAAGUUGGCCAACUUGGAUUUGAAGCAGAGUAAUUUUACAGUGUCGACGUGGUUCGUUGUAGUUUUUGGUGCUGUUCUGGACCCAUCAUGUAUCUACUUCUCGAAGAGGAAGAAUUUGACUUCAAUUUUUUCGAUCCCAUUACCAUCUAGUGACGUCGUAACAUUACCAUCUAGCGACGUCGUAACCUUAGAUCAGAACACCAUCUAGUGACGUCGUAACAUCAGAUCCUGUCACCCUUCCUCACACCAGUACUUUUGCCUUCGCCAAGGGUGGCAAGGUGACGGAGUUUGUGCUUCUCAAAAGUGGUGAAGAACUUGAGAAACUGGAGGACGCUUCUCUUGAUGGCUUUGUCUUUGAUGCCUCGACUUUCGAUGCGGCGCAGACCCUCACUACAUUGAAAACGAAGGUACUUAAGUCGAUCCCUGUUGUUAAAGCAACUAGAAAAAUUGUACAGCUCUUGUUAGCCGUUUAACUCCUUAGUAACUAUAAAGUAUACGUCGAAGAACUCCUAACUGUAACUGCAACUUUGUGGUGAUGUUGCAAUUGUUGUUUGAACAAUUUUGUCACGACCGAUCACUCCUCCAUGCUGUAUUUUGAAAUCCUCUUCCAAACCCAAACCCAAUGCCAAUCACAUAAGUACACGCACACGACAAUCAACACAACUUGAACAGUUGAAGCCCGGAUGUUCCGUUACUUUCUGCAACCUUCGGCGGCAUGGGGAAUUGAAGCGAGAAGUAACCAAGUGGGAUAUCCUUUGGAAGAAACGUGAGGUGCCAGCUUUGCAAAAAGUCUUGGGCUACAUUGUCAGGUCACACAAUAUUGCGAGGGUGGACCCUCCGGAAACGUGCAAGUAUUACGAUGAGAAAGAAGCCCUGAUCCCAAGACUGGAGAAGAUUCGUCUGCAGCAAGCGUCCUUUACAACUAUUUCCAAACUCAAUCCAGGAAUGGACGGAAAAACAGUGAAUUUGGUACGCUUGAAAAUAUUUUAUUUUGCAGUGUCUUUGUCUCGUGCUUUUGGUUAUUGUUCUGUUCUUCGAAGCAGCGAUAGGUACUACGGGUAGGGUGACUAUUAAAUCAACUUUUUUUCUGCUCAUUCUAUACUUUAGCUCGUAGUCCUACGUCGUGAUGGGAAUUCUUAUCCUUAAGUUACUUGCUUUUUCCCUACCUGAACCUCGUAUCAAUCAAUUACAACUUGCUCCGUUCAACUCCUAACAGAAAGUGAAAGUCGUAUCUGUGUCGGAAAAAGAGGCAAUUAUUGGUGACGCCAGUGCCUGUUGUGUUUACGAAAUUCCCACGACCAAUGCGGACUGCGUAAAAGCAGGAGAGUCUCUGGAGUUGCGAAACGCGACGGUAGCCCUUCUAAGCAGAUGAUUUGAUUUCGUCGAUCAAAUUUCGCUUGGAUAAAUAAGAUCUAAGUCAUCUUGGAGUUCCCCAGCAAAAGAUGAAGUGCCAAGAACUUGCCACUACUGCAUCUCUGUGUGAUGUAGAAAGAUCCUCAUAUCAAAUUAUGCGACAUCCUCGUACUCCAUCAGGUUCGCAUGACCCGGGAAGGAUUUCUGCAUUUGAUAACGAACCAAUGGGGCAAGGUUUCUACCUCUGAAACUGCAUCCGAGGAAGAAGUAAAGGAAGACAACAACAUUUCGAAAGACAAGUACGUUUUCAAAGCCGAGACGCAGAAAAAGAAAGGAAGUGGUAAGACUGUUUGCCUUCUUAACAAGCUUACGCUGAUUUCAAGAGUAGACGAAAGUGGCACUGUUUGCGUGCCUAUGAAACUCUGGCAACUCGAUGGCGAGGGUGAACAACAUGAAAAGCAUUGCGAAGCAGGGCAGAAGAGGCGGGGGCUUUGCGGUUUAGUCUGUGCUUGGUAGCCGGGAAACGAAAGAGCGAGCCAACCGCCUCCCGAGCCUCUCUCCUCUCAGCGCCCCAACUGCCUUGGCGGAGUCCAGUCGCUGCGAGGUCUGGAGCUUGUCUGCUCUAGUGCCUGGACGCUGGGGGUUGCGUCUGAGUGGCGGCCAGCGAGUGGCUCUACGCGGACUACAGAACAGCUAGCAUCGCCACUAGGAUAAUGCCCGGCGGCAUUCCCGCAACUACAGGCAAGGAAAGGGGGGCGGCCGUUCGGUUACGCCGGCGGCUUCGGCUGGUUUCACCUACAAGGAACGACGUCAGGGGCGCGAACUUAGCAAAGUCGUGGAUAUUGGCAAAAGCAACGAGACCGCUACGGACGCGCCCACCUGGCUGCCGCCGUUUGAAGGUGGCUAGCAUUUAUUUUGAGCAACUGGCGAACCCCUGCAAGCAAAAGGAAAAGCAACAGGGCUGACUGGAGACGUGAGAGCGCGGGCAUGCGAUGGAUACGCGACCGCCCCGCAGAACAGCGGGGGGCGUGCGUAGUCUCGCCGCCGUCGCCUGGCUUGGUGCUGGCUAUCCGCCACGGCCCGACGAUGCUCGGCAAUAUGUAGCCACGGCGAACCUUUGCGGCAAUCCGUCAGCCUUUGGGUGGUGUCCAGCGCGCCCGGCUUGCCUGGCACUGCAUUCAUUUGGUGGCUGCGCUGAAGAUUGACUAGCUGGCGAACUUCUGCGAGCAGCUACCUGGAGCGUGCAAGAGCUCGCACGUGUUGCGUAAGGUUGUCGCAACAGAUUGGGGGUCGCUGGUAAGAAGUGGGCCAACUGGAGGGACCCUGCAAGCAGCAAGACCGUCGCAGACUUGGGCGCCCGCCGCGUGGGCACGGCGUCCAUGCUUGCAACGCGGUCACGAAGCAAGCGGGGGCGGGUCUGCGUCCACGAGUGUCGCCAGGCGCAAAGAUCUGCCCGCCAGCGUGAUCGGUGAGCGACCGACGCGGAGAAAUAUGGCUCCGACGUUGUGCGCCAUCCAGUGCCAGCGGGUGGGGAUGGUGAGCCUGGGCCUGUCAUGGUCACGCGCGUGCCGGUUCAGAUUCGUAGGCUGCUGGCUACCCGGAAAAAGUCAACCAAGCGCCCAAGACAGCAGGGGUGACGAAAAGUAAGAAGAACAAGAAACGGCGCCCGUCUAAAAAGGCGAAAGCUUUGAAGGGAGGCCGGCGCGUGAAUGUGGAGAAAAGUGAGGCGAAAACUUUGGAGGUGAACGAGGGAGAGCCUGAAGGGGAAGGAUGGCGAUAGCGUGAAGGAAGCGGCUGACUUGGAGGAGAAAGCUGCUGACUUGGAAGAGAGGCGGCGCGGCGGAAGGUGUCCAGGAGGUGGCUGCGAAGUGGGACAAGGUGGCGCCUUGAAAGAUCCACGCGGACGGGAAGUCCGGCAAGGUUUAAGGUGCUCGGCGUCUUUCUGUCUUCCUCUGCACGUCGAUGCCUGUUAGCAGGAGGCGGCUUUCGGUCUUCGAUGUAGUUCGGGAACCAUUUGCCGCACAUACACAGAGGCGAAGCCCCAACGCUGGGCGGCUGGCUGCGCCACGGAGUCAGUGGGCCUAGUAAUGCACGGGGAGGAGCUACGCAAGUAGGCGCCGCGCGCGCUCAUCGAGACAACACGCGACGACAAUAGUGGGGGCCUUGGCGUGCUGCAUGAUCGGAACGCGUGGCAACUGCCCGCGGGUGAAGCAAGGACGCGCGUGGGCGCGCCUAGCUCGUGGCGUGGCUGGGUGGAGCGAGCACGCAGGGGCUGCGCCGGCGUCUGUGGUAAGGUCGUGAGGCUAGCGCCUGGGCUGUGCAGCUAUGUCUCUCCUUUGGGGGGAUGGUGCCUCUCUAUAAAUAUGUGGCCGCGGGAGGCAUGACUGAGCCAAAGCGCGCCCGCGAGACAAAGAGCGGACACAUUCACAGGCAGGAAGAUGGGCGGGCUUGGCUCGUGUUGCGUUCUAGGCGAGUGCGUUUGCAUGCUCUAGAGUGGGAGGGCUAAGCGGUGAGAGAUUCAAGGCUCCAAGGCCAAGAAAUACGCUGCACCUUGCAAAAGCUAAAAAGUUCGCGGGGGGAAGGGGCUGGCUUGGUGUAUCCUUGCCAGUUUGUUUUUUGAGGCGCGCCUUGCCUUGCGUGCGGGUGUGCUUCGUUGUGCGCGUGCGGGAGCGUGGAGAAAGGGGAAGACAGUGAAGCGCAUGCGAGGGAGAGCGAGUGUGAGACUCUGGGUUUGUCUCUCUGGUUUGUGCUGCUCUCUCGCUCGUGUGUGUGUAUCUGCGCGGCAUAGAAAUGAGAUGGGGGGGCGGGACCUGGCUGGUCGCGCCUUGGGUUGGUGUCGCCUCUUGAGGAGUCUCCCAGCCAGCCUUGGCGCUGCUUUGGCGUCGUGUGCCUCUUUCCUUUGCUUGGCGUCGCAGCUUGUCUGCGCUUGCUUGCUUUUAUUCUAGAAGAUUCAUGCGGAGCUCGGGUGCUUUGUUUGGUCUGGCGCCGCAUGAUUGGUCUGCCACUUGGCUGCUGGAAGAUGGAUAAUUAUUUUGAAGAAUCAACGGCAGGAAGGACGCAGGUGGGGGAGGCAGUUCUACUUCUUAACUACAGGACGGCCUUACCAUGUAUACGAAACUAGAACUUUUCUGGUUUUCAGAACCUUUGUCUCCACCUCGUAAACAAGGAAGAGGAGGAGGACGCGAGCGUAGCUGCUUGCCAGCGUUCAUCAUUAUCAUAGAGAUGGACACGCGUCCAAAAUGAAAAGGUUUAUCAUCGCUCUUCUCUUCCAGGUAAAAAGGGAAAGAAGGGCGAGAACAAGAAAGAGGAUGCAAAAACCGAAGAUGCCGAGGCAGCCGAAGGCACUUCUAAGCGCAGGCGCAGCCGUAAGGGCAGAGGUAAGAAAGGCAAAGAAGCUGGAGAAAAAGAAGAAGAAAAAGAGAACACUGAAAAAACCGAAGAAAGCAAGAAGGGGAAAGGAAGAAAGGCCAAGAAUUAAGGCUCUCGAUUCAAAUUCAAUGAUUGAGCAUAUAAAUACGUGUUAGACAACCCAUUCAUUCAACCAUCUAGAUACCAUCUGCAAUCGCCCUCGGAGGAGGCACAACUGCUUAGAAAAGAUGUUGUAACUACUACCUUUAUCUAAGAUUUUUAUUUUAUCUUUAUCAAGAACAUUAUGAUAUUUCUAUAGAAGUGUUGAGAUGAUGAAGCAGAAUUUCUGACGAGCAGAUGAAGUGCACGCCUCAAGCUCAUCUAAGACUAAGCGGCUGCUGAAAAAGACGGAGUAGAGAAGAAUUCCUCGACAUCCUCUACCAAGGCUGGCGAUUCUUCAGCCCCGGAAAAGGAGUCUCGACGCGCACGGAAGGCCCGCGGAAAAGCCGAGAAUGCGGAAAAAAAGGCCGCCGCAGAAAGCGCCGAGAAGGAGCCGGAAGAGAAGAGGCCGAGCCGUCGAGAGAGAGAGAAAAAAAAAGACAAGGCCAAAAAGGAAGCUGCAGCUGAAAAUUAAGACCUCACUUCAUCCUAAUCCCUCUCUUAGAUCAUCUGUAACUAAGCGUAAGCUUAGUUCAUCUGUAACUGUAACUAAGCGUACUAACAAGCUGUUUUCAAAUAGGAAAAUGGCCACAGAAGGUGGGAGUUGUAAAGAUGGAAUGUAGUAAGCUCUAAGAAAAAGAAGAGAAGACAGGCAAAGGAAAGUCGAAGGCGGAUAAGGAGAAGCCAGUAGAAAAGGAAGAAAAGAGCAAGAAGGGCAAAAAAGGAAAAGGCAAGAGCGACAAACCAGCAGAAAAAGAAAGGGGUCGAUCGUCUAGCAAAGCAGAAAAAGACAAAGGAAAAGGAAAGAAAGGUAUAAACUUUUCGUGGUGGUUCAUCUUCUCCAUUUUAUGAAUGAUAUUUUCAUAAGAAGUCCUUGAAAUACUACGACAGCAACUAGUACUAAAAAGGGCAUUGCCGUAACUUAUCUGUUGAUUGAUUGCUGUAGUUAUUUUUUCCAAAUUGCAAAUCCCUACAUGAUCUCCAACUACGACUUCUAGGUAAGAAGAGUCGCGAUGACAGUUCGCCUCCACGCGGACGUACCAAAGACGGAAAGAAGGGUACUAAAGGAAAGAAGGGUAAAGGGCGCCGGGAUAGCGACUCCUCGUCAAUCGGGAAAGGCGGAAAGAAAGGAAAAUCCGCGAAGAAGGGAGACGGUAAGAAAGGCAAAAAAGGAGCCCGAUUCUCGUCAGAAGACGACAAGGGCAAAGGCAAGGGCAAGAAGGGAAAGCGAAGAGACAGCAGCAGGUACUACAACAAUCACUUCGACGACAAGUAGUAUAUUUGGGAACUUUCUGGUUACCACCUGCUUUUAGGUGGCUGGAGUGUAAAACAUUGGAGCAGUUGUAGUUACUGCUGCAGCUACCUAGGUUACUGCUGCAGCUACCUAGAGUGAUCCGUCCACGUAAGCAGAUAUCGUGUUGUCUUGUUCUACGAAGUAGAUUCUUGUAAUUGCGAGACUGAAGACGUAGAAUUUGGAUUUGAAUCAUUUGGAAUUUGGAAUUUGGAAUGCUGAUCCUGAAGCUGAACCUCGUCCCCCACAAUCAUAACCAGAUUAAGCGAGUCGAGCGUGGAGUCGUACUAUCAUGGUCGAAAAGGGAAGAAGGGUAAAGGCAAGAAGGGUAAAGCCUUUGACGAUAGCGACAGCGAUGACUCGCUAUAUGGAAAGAAGGGCAAGUCCAAAUCCAAAGGCAAGAAAGGCAAAAAAAUGGGCUACCAUUCGGAUAGCGACAGCGAUGACGAGUAUGGAAAAGGUAAGGGCAAGAAGGGCUAUGCCAGCAAAGACUCCGACUACGGUAAAGGCGGAGAAAAAUUAUGGCUACGGGAGUAGUUCGUGUUUAAAUUUGGACAAAUGAUUUGGAUUUGCAUGUAAGCAGACUGACGAUGAUCAUGAUAACAAGCAUAAGAGCUUUUUAGAUUUAAACUUCGAUGUAAAUGAUGUGCUGGUGGUGCUGCUAUUUGAAUUUCCUGUAAAGCAAUUGCUAUUUUCUAAAGCAUGGGUCUAGCAGCUCUCCUGGCUAUCUAAGCUAUGGCGGCGGCAAGUCUUCGGGUGGUAGGUAUGGAGGAAAGGGUGGCUACGAGAGCUCUGACGAUGAAGGUUACGGUGGCAGAAAGGGUGGAGGAUAUGGUGGCGGCAAAAGCAGCGUACUCGAUGGCAAAAAAGGCCCUUCAGGCAAGCCAAAAGGCGCAUCCAUAGACAGCUACUCAAGCGGGAAGAAGGGUAGUGGAAAAAAGGGUAGCUACGGAUACUAUUAAACGACGAAGCGUUCAUUUCGAAGUUAAGAGUUGUAGGACUUAGUGUCGUUAGACGUUAGAGUAGUUAGGAGAGAGUAUGUCUGACGAAGAGUAUGGGAAUGAGUAGUCAGUCAUUAUGUUUGACUUCUACGACAAAGUCAACAAGGUCGUGUAUCAGUACCUACGGUGUCCUCUACUUCGAAACUGAAAAUUUCUCUUCUUCUGUAUCCGAGGGGUACUAGGAAUGAAACACGAAAAAAUAGACCACAGCGAUACGCAUUUAAGAAGUCGCAACAGACCACGAACAUGCUGGAGAUUGGCCCACAAUUUUCAGCAGGCGCAUCUGCUUAUUAAGUCUUCAUCUAAACUGACCCAUCUACCUAACUAGACGGGCACCAGGAGGACCAUUUUCAUCGUUUCCAUGGUAGGUCUCACGAGGAUGGUAACUAGCGUUGCCACCUUCAAAAGAGGGCCAUACAUAAAAUACAACACCAUGUAUGAUUAUACGGAAACAGAAGCAGAAGCGCAUAAUGUGCUGCUCAUUCACAUAGAUACAUGAUAACAUGUUGAAACGUCACAGACACCCCCGGUUAUAUUCACCUCCUCCCCUGGGUAAUAUUUUUAACGACACCUACGAAUAGGAUUACAUUUACUAGUAAAACACAUGUUGAAAUCACAUUUUAGCAUGUAAAAAUUUGAUCGGGUAUUGAAAUAAUAAACAAAUAGAGAGAAGUAUAGAGAGACAGUCGUGGCCAUAUUUUCUAGGAAACAAAUUUAAUACAAGUCAGAUGAAUGAUCUGACCACCCUUUGUCAAGGAAGAGCAUCAUUUACAACCUCUACAACAGCAGUUUUCUUCGGACGAGUUAGCAUCGACGGAGAUAGAGUUACUUUCUUAGACGUUUUGGUUUUUAGAAACGCGUCGAAGGCAACAAGUUCACGUGGAUCAAGCCAAGCUGAUGUCCUCGUGUCGCAACAUACAGGAAGAGGAGUCACGCGUGUAUGAUUCUGUUCCUGGUGGGACUCGAUUUUUGUUCCUCAUCGAGCUUCACCAUUCAUAGCUUGCGAUAUUGAAAGAUAUCAACAAGUGGCGAUGUAAGAUUGAUUGAUUGAUUGAAGUAGAUGUAGAUGUAGAUGAUGUCAAGAUCGAAGCCGAAUCUCUAUAACUAGGGAAUUCUCACAAGGAGGCCGCACAGGAGAUGAAAGGCAUCAAAGAUAAGAAAAGAUAUCCUCUUCAUUCCUCAACUAACUCGUAAUUGUAUGGUAUAAGAAAUACAGUGUCUGCGUUACGCUGUCAGUGUGGUGGUUGUGUAUGAUCAGGUCUCUCGUCUCAAAUCUGUU
Messenger RNA from Amoebophrya sp. A25, 9627 nucleotides. The record is from the annotation of a GenBank genome assembly. Lineage: Eukaryota; Dinophyceae; Syndiniales; Amoebophryaceae.